Molecule: messenger RNA, 3343 nt
Organism: Carcharodon carcharias (great white shark)
Lineage: Eukaryota; Metazoa; Chordata; Chondrichthyes; Lamniformes; Lamnidae
Gene: mttp
Product: microsomal triglyceride transfer protein
Exons: 22
Coding region: 1-3174 (1057 amino acids)
Biological process (GO): cholesterol homeostasis; lipoprotein metabolic process; lipid transport
Cellular component (GO): basolateral plasma membrane; Golgi apparatus; endoplasmic reticulum
Molecular function (GO): lipid binding; palmitoyltransferase activity
Source: RefSeq, a predicted model, not a curated record
AUGGAUCCCGAUGACCUAAACAGUGUACUGGAAGCUGAGGAAGUGACAAUCAAUGGUACCACGUUUACAAAGAAAUGGUGCCAAGUCUGUAAAUUCUUCCGGCCUCCACGAUGUCGACACUGCUACACGUGUAAUGUCUGUGUGGAGAAUCUUGAUCAUCACUGUGCUCUCAUGAAUACCUGCAUUGGAAAACGAAAUUACCGCUUCUUCUUCGUUUUACUGCUUUCUUUGGUGUUCUUUAACCUUUUAAUGCUCGGAUUCUGUUUGACAUACGUGUUUCUGAACAUUCAUGAGCGUUACACAGUCGAAAAGAUCUUCACCCGUGUGAAGACCAUCAAGAAAACCCAAAAAAUAAAUCACCUCCAGGAACAAAUCUCCUUGUCUGUUGUGUCUUCGCCCACAGACUGUCCUCAGAACACUGCAGCAGACACCACAACUCCUCCCUGUUUUAUAAUCACCCCGACAAGCCCCCCUCGUCCAGUACCCUCAUACAUUUGUCUGCCAAAUCGAGGUCUGGAUAUCACUGUCUGCAGAAGAGUUGGCACUGGCUCUGAAGCACCACGGGGUGGACCAAGGUUUAAUGCAGAGAAGACCUACAAAUACAGUUAUACCGUGGAGGUACAGUUAGACAGAGGCAAAGGAGCAGACCAAAAGAGUGCCGGAUUUAAAAUUGUAUCCAACGUCAAUGUUGACUUGUUAUGGAGAAAUUCAAGCAAUGAAGAGGACCAACUUAUUAGAAUUAUGAUAACUGAUGUCAACUUUGAAAAUGUGAGCAAACGAAGUGACAACAAAAACAUCUUUAAGGGCACAACUGCAGGUGGAAUUCUAGGAAAGAGCAACCUGGCAGCUUUGGAGAAACCAGUUCUGAUACACUGGAUAAAUGGAAAGGUGAAAAACUUUUUCUCAUUUUCAAAUGAGCCGGUGAUAAUUCAGAACAUCAAGAGAGGCCUGACCAGCUUGUUCCAAGUGCAGUUCAAAUCUACAAGCGCGACCGAGGUCGAUGUCUCUGGUAAGUGCAAGGUUAAUUACCAGGCCCGUGACAACAAAGUGACCAAACUAAAGUUACUGGACAGCUGCAAAGAGGCACAGAAAGGAUUCACCAGUCACAACAAGGUAUUAGGAGUCAAUACAACAUCAACAUCAGCUAGCAUUUAUCUAUUGGAAAAUAAUUUCAUUCAUUCAGUACUGUCUGAGGAGCAUCACCUGGUUUCACUCAAUGUACGGCAAGAACUUGCAGCUAAUAUUUUAUCAAGGCAGAAGCUGGAAUUUCAGAUGACGAAGGCUGGACCUAAAGAAAUCCAGGCAUUACAAAUUAGGAGUGUUAUUAAUUCUGUGAAUCCCAAAUAUGUGUCCAUCCCUUUAAUCGCUGGAGCAGUCAAAGCAGAAGGCCAAGGUUGUCCUUCACUUGUUGAUUAUUGGAAGACCAUACAGAAAGAACUGGAGCCCAAGAAUCUCGCCAAUGCGUCUGCCACCAGAAGUUUCUUAUUGCUGGUUCAAGCUUUGAGAAAAGCCAAGAAGGACGAAAUCCUGAAAAUCCUGAGAAGUGAGAAGGACAGCACGCUUCCACAACUAGUCGAUGCUGUGACCUCCGCUCAGACCCCUGCUUCUUUCUCAGCGAUACUGGAGUUCUUAGAUUUCAGGAAUGACAGUAACUACCUCUUACAAGAGAGGUUCCUGUACGCCUGUGGCUUUGCCUCUCAUCCCACCGAGGAGAUGCUGAGUGCUUUAAUGCAUAAACUUAAUGGAAAAAUCAGGAGCAACGACAUCCGAGAAACUGUUGUGAUUAUCAUCGGGGCACUCAUCAGGAAAUUCUGCCAGAAAGGACAGUGUGAACUGCCGACCGUGGUCAAAGCGAAGGAAAUGAUUCUUAAAGGUGCGGAAUCGGCAAAAGAAGAAUCUGAGAUUCAGAUGUACAUCCUGUCUCUGAAGAAUUCUCUUCUCCCUGCCGCGAUUCCUGUCUUACUGAAACACGCAGAGUCGGGUAUUGGGCCCAUCAGCAAUAUUGCUGUUGCAGCUAUCCAGAAAUAUGAACAAGCAUACAUCACGGAGGAGGUGAGAAAGGUAAUGAACAGGAUCUACCAUCAGAGCCGACAGAUCCAUGAGAAGACGGUGCGGACAUCUGCAGCAGACAUUAUCUUUAGCAACAACCCCUCGUACAUGGAUGUUAAAAAUAUUCUCCUUUCCAUUGGCGAGCUACCAGCUGAAAUGAGCAAAUAUUUACUCUCUAAGAUUCAGGAUAUUCUCCGAUUUCAACUUCCGGGGAGUGAAAUGGUGCGAAAAGUUCUGAAGGACACUGUUAUCCACAACUAUGACCGAUUCUCCAAGAUUGGCUCUUCGUCGGCCUACUCAGGAUACAUGAAACAGGGUACAGAUUCAUCGUUGACGUACAGUCUGGACAUCCUAUACUCGGGAUCUGGCAUCCUGAGAAAGAGCAACAUGAACAUCUUUUUGCUCAGCCAGGGAACACAGCUACAAGCAACACAGGUUGUGAUCGAAGCUCAGGGUUUAGAGUCUUUAAUAGCUGCAACAGCCGAUGAAGGUGAGGCCAAUCUCGAGUCCCUGGCUGGGAUGUCUGCUGUACUGUUUGAUGUCCAACUCAGGCCAGUCACCUUCUUCCAAGGCUACACCGACUUAAUGGCCAAGAUGUUCACGGCAACUGGAGCACCGAUGAGUGUGGUUAAAGGCCUUAUUCUGCUCAUUGAUCACGUCCAGAUCUUUCAGCUGCAGUCAGGACUGACGGCAACUGUGGAGUUCCAAGGAGGUUUGGCCAUCGAUAUCUCAGGUGGAAUGGAUUUCAGCUUAUGGUACCGGGAAUCUAAAACCACUGUCACCAACAGAGGUGCAGUGGUCAUCAUUGGUAACAUCACAGUGGAUUCGUUCUUUGUAAAGAGCGGCGUGGAGGUGAGUGUGGAAACAGAAGCCGUACUCGAUUUCAUCUCAACCGUGAAGUUCUCGGAGUAUCCGUUUCUGGUCUGUAUGCAGAUGGUCAAAGACCAGUUUCCUUUCAGGCAGUUUGUGACCAAAUAUGAAAGCCUGCCAUCAGGGAAGAUGUACGUGUCUCGGAAAGAGAAGAAAGUCCUGAUGACUGGAUCAGAGUUCCCUCUCCACCAGGAAAACUCCGACAUGUGCAAGAAGGUCUUUACGAUAGAGUCGGACUCAUCAGAGUGGUUCUGAGAGCUGGGGAGAGGGCAUGGGGGGUGUUCGAUCACUGACUACAGAAUUCUGCGAGAGAAGAGAUGAAGAAUUAAAACUAAACCAAACAGUAGAGGGAGCUGACAGCAGGCUUCCCAGCAACUAAAUGGAGAAAAGUGUCUGAGUUGUUAGAUAAUUCUGAAUGUGGAAA